Molecule: messenger RNA, 4621 nt
Organism: Dermochelys coriacea (leatherback sea turtle)
Lineage: Eukaryota; Metazoa; Chordata; Testudines; Dermochelyidae
Gene: PSPN
Product: persephin
Exons: 2
Coding region: 3293-3883 (196 amino acids)
Molecular function (GO): growth factor activity; receptor tyrosine kinase binding; glial cell-derived neurotrophic factor receptor binding
Source: RefSeq, a predicted model, not a curated record
GUCUCUAAGGUGCCACAAGUCCUCCUUUUCUUUUUGCGAAUACAGACUAAGCCGGCUGCUACUCUGAAACCUUUAUUGUUAAUGGCAUCCCUAGACGCUGGUGGGUGACAGCAUCACCAUUUGACAGAGGGGCAAGCAUGGGCCACCUUUCCCUACGCAGUGGGGGGAAGGCUGGGCUCUGAAAACCAGAGCCCUGCGAAAGAUUGAGGAGAAGGGAAGUCCCGGACUAGGGAACACUAGACCCCACUUCCCUUUGGUGCUGGGAAGAGAACCCUGGCAUCCUGACUCCCACUCCUCCAAUUAGCCCUCGCUCCCUCCUAGACUGAGGAAGAGAACCCAGGUGUCUGGACCACCCUCUUGGACGUCUAGCCCAUUCCCUUCCCUCUGGGGUGUUUCCACUCCUGCCAUCUCCCCUCCGGCCUGGCUUCACCGCCCCGCUUGCCACUGGCACGGCCGGCGGAGGAAGGAGUGGAAGGAAUGCGCUCGCCCGGCCCCAGUCCCAGACGGCGCCGAGCCCUCUCCUGUCAGCGCCGGCCCUGAUUUAUCCCCGGGGCCUGUGACGUUGCGUGCAAUGCCCCUGCCUCGGCCUGGCGCAGGGAGACGUUCCAUACACGGCAGGACUAAGCCGGGAACCAGACGGCUGCUCUUCCCCUCCGCCCCCAAAUUCUUCUUCCUCCUUUGCUGACCUUUCCCUCGGCAUUCCCGGAACGCCAGCACAAGUGGAAGCAGCUGAGCGCCAUCCCCGCGGGGUCCUACCUGCCCCACAGCAGUGGCAUGAUGGGAGAUUCCCCAUGGCACCGACCUACCCCUGAGCCACCAGCUCACACUGGGCUCUGUGGCAGAUCUCACGCUAAGCAGCAUCCAGCCAGAGCCGUACCUGGAGGGGAGACCAUCAAGCUGCCACCCAAGGAGAUGACAGAGGCCUGUGGCUGCUAGUUAAGGGGAGACUUGUGGUAGAAACCUCUAGGAUUUACCUAGGGCCCAGCCCACAGCCCAGGGGUGUGGGGAAGCAGAGACCUGCUGAGCACAUGUGCUCAUUAAAGGCUCCAGAACCUUCCUGCACAGUUGGUAUCUGGCCAAAAUCCUAGCUCCUCAUUCCACUACAAGCCCCACAAUCGCCUUCUGCAGUUGCCCGCUGCCCUGCAGCGUCGCUCCAUCCCAGAGCUGGGCGAGUGAGCCAGACAGACCUUUGGGUUUAAUGACACCUCCCUUGUUUGACUACUUGGGUCAAACAAGAAUCCUAGAAACAAGGAGCUGGACGGGACUUUGAGAAGUCCAGCCCCCAGCACUGAGGCAGGACCGUGUAAACCUAGACCAUCCCUGACAGGUGUCUGUCCAACCUGUUCUUGAAAUCCUCCAAUGCCGGGGAUCCUGCAGCCUCCGGAGCUUCGCUGAGCGUUAGAAAGGUUUCCCGAAUAGCUGAAAUCUCCCUUGAUAGGAGCAGGAACUUUAGCUCCAGAGUAGGUGUCCAAGCUGCUGUCUAAUGGCUGUGGGAACCCCAAGCAGGACAAGGGGUAAUGGGGUGCAAGGGCCAACCCUGGGGCAGAGGAUGGCAAAGGAAAUCAGGGGCUGAGGCAGGAAGGGUUAGAGGCUGUGGCGUCGGGGAGCCCACUUGCUGAGCCCCAUGCAGGCCGCAGCGUAGGCAGUGGGGAUGGGGCAGGUGACAUAAGGGGGAUUUUCUCUCUGGUUCAUCCCCAGGCUGUGCUGGAGGGAGGCGGGAAGCUGGGGAGACAGAAGCAUGGAUAAUGCAGAUAGGAAAGCCCUCUAGCCCUGCUCCCCAAGGCUGGGCUGGCUCCCGAGUUUAUGGAAGAAGCAUCCAAGUAGAACAGGGCACGGGCUCCUCCCAAAGUGCACAGCUCUGGGGAGGUGACCUGCCUUCCACCUGGUCCAGCAGGGGCCGAGUCUGCCACACGCAGCGAGCCGUUGGUUCCGGGGAGCAGCUGGCACUAGUGCCAGGCAGGCUCCAGCCUUGAGCUAUCUGGCCCCAAGCCGCUCAGGGCAGCCUUCUUCUAGCUUGGAUCAGAGGCCACAUAGUGGCCUGUCCUGAAAAAUAGGCCCCUUCCGAGCUCUGGCUACCGGUUACCCAACGCCCCAUGGGCUGCCGAGAGCUAAAUCGGGUGCCCCUACCUCCUAGGGGUUUGGGUGCAUAGCAGGGGCUGCUGCCCAUCUCUUCCUCUCCUCUUUAUCUAGCCCAGGGAGCUGAGGGCCUGAUCCUGGCAGCAUGCUCCUGGGGGAACCACAGUGACUUCUACGGGAGUGGGGCAGAGGCCUUCCAGGGUCUGCCCCGAAUCAGGGAGAGACAGGGGAGAAGGCAAAGUGCUCAUGGGAGGAAUUCUGGCAGGGGGGAGGGUGAAGUGAACCUGAUGCCCUGCACUGACUCCUCUGGGCCCGCAACUGGAGGGUUGUCCGUGGCAACUGCCCCCUGAGCUGCAUUGUGGGAAAGGGGGAAGUUUGAGCCAGCUGAGCAUUGCUGCCUCGCAGAGCUGGGAGAGGGAAACCUGCCUGACCUGCAGCGUGGAACCAAGUCAAGCCCAGUAAAUCCCAGUUCCAUCCCAUCCACCAGGGCCAGGAGUCCCCCCUUUCCGGCCGUCUCGCCAGACAGACACAGGCCUGGGCAGCCCGUCCGGCCAGGCGCACUCAUGCUCUACUAAGUCUGUUACCAGCCGGCUCAACAUGUUACCCUAGCCCACCCCUGCCGCGACCCUAUAAUUUAUGUACAAUCCCCCUUCCAUCUCCCCCCGCUCUCCCCCAAAGGUAUUUGCACAGCAGAUCUGGGUGUAAUCAAGUCCAGGAAUUUCCAUUCAAGUAUCCUGGGCUUUUUUUUUUUUUUUCCCCAAGAUUUUCGGUUAACUCUUUCAGACGGGGAGAGGAGGACGAGGAUUUAACCCCAUCCCAGCUCCCCAAACCCCACUGAUCUAACGUUGCUUUCAGUCAAACAACCUGGGGCCGGGGUGAUGUGAGCGGGCACAAUCUACCACCUUGGAGUGCAGUUCGCGGCUUGCUCGCCGCCGAGCUGGCUUUCUACCGUCCAGAGUCAAAGACUCUACCCCGACUGCAAAAGACAGCCUGGAUUGAACGCAGGGUCAAGACACCAAUGCCAGAGACACCACUGGGAAGGAGUCUCCUUCCUGCCCCCCUGAACCCGCCCUGCAUUUGGCCCAGCAUGGAAUGUUUCAUGGGUUACGAAGAGUUAACGCCUGCCCUGCCAACCCCCCGGGCCAUCCCAAGGAGGAUAUAAAUUAGAGAUGAGCCACCUUCCUUUCAGAAGCCAACCCGGCUUAAUUGGGGAAGGAUGGAUUCAUCCCAGCUCCUCUGCAGCAUCUCGUUCAUCCUCCUGGUCAGACCCACUGUCUCCCAGCCACUGGAAGACAAGAGGCCCAUGCUGAUGGAAGAGCAAGAGCCAGGUACCAGCAUCACGGACCUGCUCUGGGCACUCCUAGAGACGCAUAUGCCAAAGGGACCUUCCCUGCAUGUCCCGGACAACCCUAGAAUCCUGCUGCCCUACGCCUCCCCCAGGCCGGCCAAGCGCCGUCAGAAACGGAGGCUGCUGGCCGGCAGCCACUUGUGGGAGCAGCCAGAGGAGCAGUGCCGGCUGCGGAGCCUGCUGCUGCGCGUCAAGGAUCUGGGCCUAGGCUACGACUCCGAGGAGACCAUCCUGUUCAAGUAUUGCAGCGGAAGCUGCCCCAAGGCCCGCACCAACCAUGACCUGACGCUCUCCGUGCUGCUCCAGAAGAGUGAGAUCCCGGCCCUGGGCGAGGAGAAGAUCGUUGGCGACCCCUGCUGCCGGCCAACACACUACGAGGAUGUGGCCUUCCUGGACAACAGCCACCAGUGGCACGAGGUGGAGAAGCUCUCUGCUUCUGCCUGCUCCUGCGUGGGCUGAUGUCGCUGGCGGGAGGGUGCGUCAGCAGGGUGGGCGUAGCGCCGAUGUUAAAGCAGUCAGUGUUUCUUCCUCCCACACCCUUGAACCCGUAGCCUGAGAGAAGACCAAAAUCCAUGCCACAGAUCCCACAGGAUGGGGGCUGGGACUUUUGCCCCUUGAAGGGCUCCCUCUAGGGGUGGGAGAAGGGAACUGCUAUCAAAACAACAAUGGCGUUCACUUCACACCACCAGGCCACCCCCUCCUUCCAAUCAGCCGCCAACCCCAUCCUGUUUCUUUGCAUUACUGAGAUGCUAGCUUGUUUGCUAAGGCCUGGAACUUCAAAGGCAUUUAGGCUCCUAACUUCCACUGAAAACAAUGGGAGUUAGGAGCCUAAAUACCUUGGAGGCUCUGAGCCCGAGAUUCUGCCUGGAGGAGGUGUGCAUGGCUCAUCUACACACAGGUGCAGGGGGAGAGCUGGACGAUAAAAGAGAUAUUUAUGGAUUCCUAAGUUAUUUAUUUAUUUGGUUUCUUCCACUAAGGGCAGGGCGGGCUAGGGAUCUCAUUCCUGCUGCCUUCCUACCUGAGCUUCUUAGAGUCCCUUUUUAAUUUAUUUGCUUCUUUCCGCUAGUAGAGAGUUGGGGAUUGUGUUUGUUUGCUCGUUUUCAGGCAUGUCUUGGGAACGGCUGAAAUGUACACAGUGGUUUCAAACUAAUAAAAGCCGUGAAACUGAUCAAAAGACGUGUUGCUAUUUUGUGGGAC